UUUAUGUGCAGUGGUACAACCGGCCUACCGACUCCCUCAUCGCAAAUCAUUGUUGCUGAUCAUCCCUUUCGCUUCUGGUUUUCUACUAACUUUUCGUCAACCCCAUUCGUUUCCCGGCCAUCUCUUCUUGAACCGGCACCAAAUUCUCAGUUCCCGAAAACCUUGCUCUUUUCUUAUAUAUAUACCUCGAAAUGCAUGCUUCCAAUUCAACAACAUGAAGAAGAAAAAAAUGUAAAAAUGUUUUAUCACUGAUUUCUCCUCCACAAACCACCCACCCUUGUCCUUUAGCCUAAUGGAAGGUAUGAACAAACCCACAAUAAGAAAGACGACGACGACGACGACGAUAACAACAAAGCUUGAAGCUUGCCCAGAAAGCUUGAAGCACUCUUUUUGGUUCUCACCCACUACUCGCCCACCUGGUUUAUUAUUAUUAUCUUCAAGCUUCGGUUCACAAUAUUUGAAUAUAUAGAAAAGUUUUGACACAAAUGGAUUCUGCCUACACUUACAACUCAAAUUCUUCAUACGUGUAUGACCCAAACCCUUCAUCCGGGUCGGACCUUGAGAGGCUGUUCGAUCCGUUUUCGCAUAGCAGUACUGUAGGAGGGUUUAACGGGGUUUUGCUAGGCGGGUCAGCGCCAUCUCACUCGUUGGUUUUGGAUAGUGAGAAGGGAGAGCUUGUGAAAGCUCCGGCGAGAGUAGGGAAGAAAGGGAUGUCGGAGGAGAAGACGUUGGAGGCUUUGAAGAGUCACAGUGAGGCGGAGAGGAGGAGAAGAGAGAGAAUCAAUGCUCAUCUUACUACUCUUCGUGGCUUAGUGACCUCAACUGAAAAGAUGGACAAGGCCACACUGCUUGCUGAAGUAAUCGGUCAAGUGAGAGAACUGAAGAAUAAAGUAGUGGAAGCAAGCCAAGGUUUUCUCAUUCCAUCGGAUGUUGAUGAAGUUAAAGUUGAAAGCUGCGAAGAUGGAGCAGAAGAUGGAGCACUGUGUUACAAGGCAUCUCUCUGCUGCGAUUACCGACCCCAACUAUUCUCUGAACUAAGACAGGCUAUCGAUGCCCUUCAGCUUCAGGUGGUGAAGGUGGAAACCUCAACUUUGGGAAGCCGGGUGAAAAAUGCGUUUGUUUUCACUUGCUGCAGAGGCGACAAUAUUAACAUGGAGGAAUGCCAAAUCCUUGCAAGGCAGGUUCACCAGAUGCUGAGUUCUCUACUGGAUAAAGCUUCAGCCAUGCCAGAAUGCUCACCAAGAACAACAGUUCUCCCAAGUAAAAGGCGAAGGAGCGCCAGUACUUUCUUUGACACCUCCAGUUCAUCGUCAGGAAAGCCUGGAUGCUGCUCUGACUGAUGCAUGCAUGCAUGCAUGUCUUCAUAGGCUAAAUAUUUAUGUAUCGUGUUGGAUAUUGAUAUAAACACUAAACAGUACCUCCUCCAAUGGACAUGUAUUCAAGAUUGUCUUUGGAUAUCCAAUGGGUACAGAAUAAUUUCCUUCAA
This is a messenger RNA of Alnus glutinosa, 1486 nucleotides long. RefSeq names its product putative transcription factor bHLH107. Gene Ontology annotation, biological process: regulation of DNA-templated transcription. The coding region runs from base 486 to 1340 and encodes 284 amino acids. The transcript is spliced from 2 exons. Gene Ontology annotation, molecular function: DNA-binding transcription factor activity; protein dimerization activity. The record is from RefSeq and is a predicted model, not a curated record. NCBI's taxonomy places the organism in Eukaryota, Viridiplantae, Streptophyta, Magnoliopsida, Fagales, Betulaceae.